AUGAACGGCUACAGCGACCCGUACGCCUCGCAGUACCCCUACACAGACCCGCGCAACCCUCCCCCGUCGCAGCCACCGCCUCACCAGUACCCAAUCGCCUCGACCAGCCAACUCCCUCCGUCGCCGCCUCUUCCUCGACCAGCGGUUAACUGGGCUGGACAGAUCGGGUAUGAGGGAAUGGGGCUCCCGCCUGGAGGGUCAAUACUCGUCUCGACGUCGAACGGACAGCUGCCCAAGACUCUGCCAGGCGGGACAGAGUUGGUCAAGGUGACGGCCAAGUCCUGCGCAAACUGUCGUUCUCGAAAGGUCAAGUGCGACCGACGGUAUCCAGAAUGCGCGCGGUGUACGAAGCGGAAGGAGACGUGUGACUACGGCGACGAUGUCUCGAUCGCCCUCCGACCCAAUUGGGUGUCACCGGCCGAUGAGGACCUCAUCACGCCUGCUGCGCCCAUGCGAACUCCCUUCUCCACUACCACUCCCCUCAGCCGACCUUCAUACGCCUCAUCCGCCCAGCCCUACCCUUCUCGCCCUCAUCAACUACAGCCCUACGACUCCUACGCCCCACCUCCAAAUCGCGGCAUCGUCGACCUCCCACGCUCGCAAGCACUCGUGCACGGUCUUGGAGGACACGCGAACGGGAAAGACGAGGGCGAGGAAGCGAAUGGGACGGGCACGGUCAGGCAGUGGGAGGUGUUCUUGCAGGCGAGCAAUCUGGGAGAGUCGUCGAGUUCGUGGAGGUUGGCGUUGCCGUCGAUGGCUUCGUCGUUGACGAUCCAUCUCAUCGAUGCUUCGAUGCACUCGUGCUGCUUCCAUCUACCCGCAUUUCAUAUCUUCAGCCCCGAAGUCUCCUACUUCAAGUCGAACGUCGACCGUUUGGACACGGCUAGUCAGGUCAUCGUCGGCAUCCUCACCUCCCUCGGCGCCCGCGCUUCCCCUCACUCCGCCCUCCUCGGCAUCGCCGGCCCCGACAUCGAAAACGGCCAAGCGUCGCACGACCUCGUCCUCUCCGCCGGCCACCGCCGCGAGAACGCGUGGCGAGCAAUCGUCAAACGCGCGACGGAGGUCUGCACGAGCUUGGAGAUCCUCGAGGUUGCGAGCGCGAGGAAUUUGCAGACUUUGACGGCGUUCGUGCAGAUGCUCAUGCUCGCCGAGGUCAAGCCGACGAAAGCGCGGUUCUUCCUCCGCACCGCGAUGGGUCUCUACCGCGACAUGCAGCAGCAGAACUCGGGCUUGUCGGCGGCCGAGAUCCGCGAUAUCAAGAGAGCGGCCGGACCGACCCUCUUCGAAGCCGAUUCGCGCAUCGCCGCCUACCUCAGCAUGCCGAUUCUCAUCUCCGACGAGGACCUCGACCAGUACUUUGACGGCACGGGCGUCCACGUUCCCGACCUCGCGACGGAAGAACUCGGUCCCCAGCUCGACACGAUUCUCGAGUCGGACGGCGGGCGGGUUACGAGCGAGAAACUGAACCGCGCACUUGCCCUCAUCGGCUACUUCGUCUGCUCGGUCCAGCGCUAUUUCGCCAAGAUCUCGUCGUCGCGCAAGACGGGCGCCAAGUUCCUCACCGCCAUCCCGGACUUGUGGGACUACAUCGACCGCGCGCAUCAGGCGGUCCAGAAGUUCCACCGCACGCUCGUCAGCCUCACCUAUACGCCAGACGGGUGCGACGACCACCACACGGUCGACUACGACCUCCUCAUCGCCGUCAGGAUGGACGAGCGUCUCCUCGAUAUCGUCCACCUCGCGCAUGUUUGGCUCUCGAGGAGGACGAGGGAGGACCUCUCGCCAUCACAGGUGGUCGACCUCGACAAGCUGCUCGGCGUGUCGGACCGCCGCGUGCGCAAGUGCCUCAAGCUGCUCGCCUUCUACUCCAAGGUCUUCGUCGACUCUCUCGACAAGCACUGCGUCUACCACCUCUUCACGCAGCUUGAGUGCCUGCCCAACUGGGCGACGCUGGCAGCCCAGCGCGUGGACGAGAUGACGCCCUUCGGACCGCUGUCGGAAGAGUGCGCCUUGACCGAGACAGAGCUCGACUGGUUCACCCGCGCGCUCGAGCUCGCAUGCUUUUUUACGCCGCUCGCCCAGACGCGGCUGAAGGAGUUGACGACAGCUCGCAAUGCGAGGCGGCCGCCCGCGAAUUACGACGCCUUCAAUUUCGACCUUUCCGUCCCGCCUCAGCCAUCGGUCUCGCUCCCUCCGCUGCCCAUGCAGCCUACCUCGGCGCCGUACGCAUCCGCUCUCGACGCCCAAGCCCUCCCGCCGCCUCAUCCGUACGCUCCGAAUGCGACCUGGAACUUCGACCACUACGGCCGGCCACUGUCGUUCCAGGCCGCACACGGCGUAGUAGAUGCGCCCGGGACGGACAGCGAAUCGCCGACGGCGCACUCGCAGAGCUCGACCGAGGGCACAACCGCCGCCUUCACCGACAGUCCAGCGGCGACUUUCGACUACUCAGCCACUUCGUCGAGGCCCACCGCUUCCGCUUCUGUACUCCCUCCCGCAGUCGACUUUGCCGGCGACGCGACGGCGGCAUGGAUUGGCGGGAACGGCGGAUACGAGUACUCGACGGGCUUGACCCCGACUUACGACCCGCUGGGCGGAGACGGCGGGGCCAGCAUCAUCGAGCUGCCGAGCGAGGUGGUCGGAGGAAGUGUCGCGGGCGGCGCGAACAUCGCCUACAUACGCAGCGGGCUGACGCCUGGGCAGAGCGGCGACGACUUGCGGGGACAGGGUCGGUCGCCUUCGAACGGCGUGGCAGGGUGGACGUCGGUCGAGCAGUGGUGA
Molecule: messenger RNA, 2781 nt
Organism: Rhodotorula toruloides NP11
Lineage: Eukaryota; Fungi; Basidiomycota; Microbotryomycetes; Sporidiobolales; Sporidiobolaceae
Product: Zn(2)-C6 fungal-type transcription factor
Exons: 9
Coding region: 1-2781 (926 amino acids)
Biological process (GO): regulation of DNA-templated transcription
Molecular function (GO): DNA-binding transcription factor activity, RNA polymerase II-specific; zinc ion binding
Source: RefSeq, a predicted model, not a curated record